Messenger RNA from Pantherophis guttatus, 6228 nucleotides. RefSeq names its product oxidative stress responsive kinase 1 (gene OXSR1). Gene Ontology annotation, cellular component: cytosol; cytoplasm. The record is from RefSeq and is a predicted model, not a curated record. Lineage: Eukaryota; Metazoa; Chordata; Lepidosauria; Squamata; Colubridae. Gene Ontology annotation, molecular function: ATP binding; protein serine/threonine kinase activity. Gene Ontology annotation, biological process: positive regulation of T cell chemotaxis; intracellular signal transduction; negative regulation of potassium ion transmembrane transporter activity.
GGGGGGGGCAAAAGGCAGGUGGGAAGCCAAACCGGGCGAAGUUUGGGUCUCUUUGCGAGGCGGCUGAGGCGGCGGCUUCUCCUUCUGCUUCGCUGCUAUGGCCGCGGAGGAUUCAGGCUCGCUGCCCUGGUCCAUCGACAGGGAUGAUUACGAGCUGGAGGAGGUGAUCGGGAGUGGAGCAACAGCUGUGGUCCAAGCGGCCUAUUGUACCCCAAAGAAGGAAAAAGUGGCAAUUAAGCGGAUCAAUCUUGAGAAAUGCCAGACCAGCAUGGACGAGCUCUUGAAAGAAAUUCAAGCAAUGAGUCAGUGCCACCAUCCAAAUAUUGUCUCCUACUAUACUUCUUUCGUGGUGAAAGAUGAACUUUGGUUAGUGAUGAAGCUCCUAAGUGGAGGUUCUGUUCUGGAUGUGAUCAAGCACAUUGUAGCCAAAGGAGAACAUAAGAAUGGAGUCCUGGAUGAGCCUGUAAUAGCCACAAUCCUCAAGGAAGUUUUGGAAGGACUGGAGUACCUGCAUAAAAAUGGGCAAAUCCACAGGGAUGUGAAAGCUGGCAAUAUCCUAUUGGGAGAAGAUGGGUCGGUCCAGAUUGCCGAUUUCGGCGUAAGUGCUUUUUUAGCUACCGGUGGGGACAUUACACGAAACAAAGUGAGGAAAACCUUUGUGGGCACGCCUUGCUGGAUGGCUCCCGAAGUGAUGGAGCAGGUUCGGGGGUAUGAUUUCAAAGCAGAUAUUUGGAGUUUUGGAAUUACUGCGAUAGAAUUGGCUACCGGAGCUGCUCCUUAUCACAAAUACCCACCCAUGAAGGUCUUAAUGUUGACACUACAAAAUGAUCCCCCCUCCUUGGAGACAGGGGUUCAAGACAAGGAUAUGCUUAAAAAAUACGGGAAGUCGUUCAGGAAAAUGAUUUCAUUGUGCCUGCAGAAAGACCCAGAGAAAAGACCUACAGCAGCUGAACUUCUAAGACACAAAUUUUUCCAGAAAGCAAAGAAUAAAGAAUUUUUACAAGAAAAAAUAUUGCAGAGAGCCCCAACUAUCACUGAAAGAGCCAGGAAGGUCAGGAGAGUCCCUGGUUCCAGCGGACGACUUCAUAAGACUGAAGAUGGUGGCUGGGAAUGGAGCGACGAUGAACUAGAUGAAGAAAGCGAAGAGGGCAAAGCGGCAAUUUCACAGCACAGGUCUCCCAGAGUGAAAGAAUCCUUACAGAAUUCUGAGCUGUUUCCAUCAGCUGAGCCAACCGGCCCUUUGCUCAACCUCCAAGACCAGCCUGCUGCUCAACUACCUCAGCCUGCAGGUCAAGUUCCUGCACAACCUCCUGUUUCUGCCUCCGGUCCAGCUUCUCAAACUCCAGCAGCAGCUCCUUCGGCAGCACAGGCACCUCCUGCACCUACAGCACAAGAAGAGCCCAAAAUUCCAAUAAGUCUCGUUCUACGAUUAAGGAAUUCAAAAAAGGAGCUGAAUGACAUCCGAUUUGAAUUCACACCUGGAAGAGACACUGCAGAUGGAGUAUCGCAAGAGCUCAUCUCGGCUGGACUUGUGGAUGGCAGAGAUUUAGUCAUAGUUGCUGCGAACUUGCAAAAAAUUGUGGAAGAUCCUCAGACGACCCGAUCGCUCACUUUCAAGCUGGCAUCAGGCGUGGAAGCAUCCGAAAUCCCCGAUGAUGGCAAACUUAUUGGAUUUGCUCAGCUCAGCAUCAACUAAAACAACACUCCCUGCUUAUGGUCGCAACCCAUAGGUGCAACGUACGAAAUACUUCUGUUGGCCAAAAAAGCAAAACCACUCCUGCCAAAGAAAUCAAAACUACAGGCCCUUGUUCUUAGAAGCUUUAACUUCAUUUGUUCCCAAGUAGCAUCAAGGAGGUUUACAACACUACUGCCUUGGAGGCAUUUGGCUUCUGUUCCACCCGCCCACUUUUUUUGCAUUUCCUGCCUCUCAGUUUUACCCCUCCCUCCCUCCUUCCCAUCCUCCCUCCUUUCCCUCCCUUCCUUUUCUUCUUUCCUUCUUUCUGUCCUUCCUUCCUUCCCUCCCUUCUUUCCUUCCCUUCCUUCCUCCCUCCCUCUCUUACUCCUCUCCUUCCUUCCUCCCUCCCUCCCGCCCUCCCUCCCUUUUCUUCUUUCGUUCUUUCUGUCCUUCUUUCCUUCCCUUCUCCCCUUCCCUUCCUCCCUCUCUCACUCCUCUCCUUCUUUCCUUCCUUCCUUCCUUCUUUCCUCCCUCCCUCCCUCCUCUUCUUUCCUUCCUUCUGUCCUUCCUUCCUUCCCUUCUUCCCUUUCUCCCUCUCUCGCUCCGCUACCUACCUACCUACCUACCUACCUUCCCCUGCAUGCUUGUACUUAUUAUUGCCUUAACUCAGCCUUCCCCAACUGAGUGCCCACCAAUUAGGCUGUGCCUACAAAUCUUGGCUUUAUAGCCAAGAGGGCUGGGAAUUCCAGGGGUUGUUGGGAUAUAUACCAGAGGACAUCUGGUUGGGAAUGUCUGCCUUAACUAUUUAAAAACUAAACAGAAAUAGAAACAUUACUACUGAGUACGAAAGAAGGAUUUCGCUGCUCUUAAUAAUUGUCUUGAUGUGAUGGGUUGGAUCAUUUUUGCCUGACUGGUUAAACAGUAAAGACAUUUUGAUUUGUGGUCCGUCUAACUGGACAGGUAUCUUAAAAAAACAAAACAAAACAAAAAAAUAACGGAAGCUGUUGUGGAGUGUCAGAAUACAGGUUGAAUUUACUGUGGAAAACUGAGUGAAGUCUUGAAUAAGUGAAAUCCCUUGGUUUAAGCAACUUUUUCUAUAUUCAGGGCGCAGAAGGAAUUGCUUGGCCUGAGAUAAAACUAGCCUUAAUUUUUCCCCUUCUAUUUGCAAACACGUUAUCGGUGAAGAAACAUCAUGUUUCUGUGUAGCUGUGUUUCCUCCAUCCUCAAUUGGCUGUCUCACUCACCCUGUGCUUGUAGACUUCCAAUAUACAGACACAAUGGUUGAAACACCUGGUGCCAAAAGUAUUCUGUUCAUCAUAAUCUAAGCAGCUUUGACAAUUGCAGGAUGGAUAGACAGGAGCAAUUCUGGUGCAAGAGGCAGAGACCAUACAUAGAAACUGGCCACCCAUCAGGCCGAAGAGAGGAUUUUGCAGCAUAGGAACUAGAAGAUGUCCCAUUCCAAAUAUCUAUAUUGUGUACGUUUCAUCAUCACUCUCUUAAUUUCAUUCUGGAAGUUGCUUAUGCUCAGUUGCUUAUCUGGACAAAAAUGGAGAGUGGCACAGCCAGACAAAUAUUCCUGAACAUGGAACUUUUCUCAGAAAAUGAAAUUUCAGUCUUUCAAGUUUUAUCAUUUGGUUGUUGGGCUUCCACUCUCCCGCAAAUAUCCCUCAAAAAUCCUUUGGUGGAAAACAAUUUUCUCUUGUUUUCCACCAAGAGAAAUCCCACCCAUAACCCUGAAGUAAUUUCCGGCUUCCUUAAAACCGUUGCAAUCUGAUGAUGAAUCCUCAGGAAAUCUGAGGUUCUGACAUCCUCAGAGGUUCUGCAGAAGAUUCAGGGUGCAGCUGACCUUAUACCGACAUCUUGUGGAAGUAUCUCUGUCAGUCUACAUCAGAUGUCUUCAAACUUGGCAACUUUAAGACCGGUGGACUUCAGUUCACAGAAUUCUCCAGCCAGCUAUGCUGGGAGUUGAAGUCCACCAGUCUUAAAGUUGCCAAGUUUGGGGACUCCUGGUCUACAUAAUUUUCUCGUCCUUGCGGUUGUCUCUGCAAUUGGUUUUUGGUGAAGGGAUUCCUGUGUAAGUAGGCUAUUGAGAUUGUCUCACAAGUUGCUAGGAGUAGUUAAAGCCCACCAGGUGUGGUUCACUGUAACCAUUCGUAAAACCAGAUGUCCUUUGCGUGUGGAUGGAGCAGAAAUUGAUCGUAUGGACUGGCCAUUAGAAGGGCUGUAAACCUGAGUCUUUCUACACUGGGCCACUGCAGGUGGUUUCCCGAUUCCCAUUUUAAUCUCCAAAAAACCCCCACACCCAUUUCAUUAAAAAUCCUUUUACCUUUCUUAUGUUCUUCCUUCAUAGACUGGUACAUAUGAAACUGUCCCCGUUCAGUUUUUACAGCAAUAAAUGAAAUUGCCAGUUAAAGACCUACCUGGCAAAUCAAUGCUUGGAGCAAUUUUGUCUCUUUGCUGAACUCCUUGGAAUCUGCCAAUAGUAAGGGUUUUUUUUUUUAAUACUCUUCUCACAUAUCAAAAGUUUGGUCAACAUUAGGGUAACUGAAGCCACUAUAACUCUUUAUUUAGUGUUUGUUUGUUUUUUAAGACAUUAUUAGUAUCUGGGGGUGUUUUUUUUUCUUUCCAUUGUUUUGGAUUUUUAACCUAUAAAUUAUAUAUUUAGUGUGGGGAAAAAAGAAACAUUUAUAAUGCACUAUGUGAACAAUAAAACGCUAAUGGAUUUUUCUCGCCAUCCUAUAGCAGCCAUUCGUCCCCUCCAGCUUUUGUGUAUCACUGCUUAGCUUUGAAGUGUUUUGUACAUCCACAUUGUUUUUGCCUUAAUAUUAAUUUGCGUAGCAUACCAAUGGAAUUAAGUCUCAUCCCUGGGUGUAGCGUUUCACUAGGUAGGGUGUGGGCCCCAGUGAAGUGAUUAUGAACUGUUUUUUAUAGCCACUCCUCCUCUUCCUCGUUUCAGUUACCAUGAUUGAACCACCGUGACACUUAAGCUUCCAAACCUGGUUUCUAACUCAGGUUAAGGACAGUAAUAAAUAUCCUCACAACAUGUUGUGGAAGAGUGGGAAGGGAGCUGUUAUACUCAUUUGUGUCCACAUUGAAUCCCCUGAGAGGGUUGAAGUUAGCGCCCCACACUUGUUCUCUCAGGGUGAGUGGAAAACGUGGAGGUUGGGAUUCUCAAGCCUUCUGAUGCAAUAAAUUUUCCUCUCCAAGCAGCAAUGAAAGCUCGAUUUCCUUUAUUGCUUAAUGUAUUUAUUGUUCACCUCUAAUUUUUGUUUUGGCUAGAUCUGCUUGUAGGUCAUUAGCAGAACUGCUCCAGAUGUGGACAUCUAUUGAAGAAAAAGAUUUGAAAAUGAGAAAUGUUUUAGACAGCAGUCAUGGGGUGGGAAGGGGUGGAGGUUGGAAAAAAUAACGACUGCUUGGCUGUGUUACUGUGUCUCUCUGUGUGUGUGUGUCUUAUGUGUGACCUCCCAAAACUUCCAAAUUUUCCCACCUUCGUGCUUGGUGGCUUAUGAGCAAGCAAGCUACGGUAUAUUCUUGAAUGAACCCUGGAGGUCAUUUUCUCAAUUUAAAACCCUUCAGGAGGGGCAGAAGUCAACCAAUCUUGGUCAACUGUUUGGGAUAGACCUCACUUGGAUGAGGGAAGCGGCUCUCGGAGGCUCCACGAGACGAUGGUCUCCCCAAACUUCUGCUUCUGGUUGGCCAGAAAUUAUUUGGAGCCAGUGAUGUUAUUGUCACUACAUUGCACAGCCCUAGUCCCAAUAUCCAUGCCCAGGUAUGAUCAUGUGGAAAGAGGAUCUCUUGCUGAAAUGGGGGGGUGGCCCCGAAUCGGGGUACCCCAAGAUGGCAGAUGAGCAGCGUGAGGAAAAAUGUAGCCAUCCAUUUUAUUUCAUCCCAUCUUCAGCUACAGAGACCAAAUAAUUCUGGUACAGUAUUAAAUCAUUUGGCCUGCAUGCUGUGUGUACCUUUGAAUCCGCUAUAUCUUGAUGCAGUAUCUAUCUAUUUAUUUAUUCAUUCCUUCAUUCCUGCCUCUGUCUAAUCCAGGUCUAGCAGACGAGCAUCCCUAAUGACUGUUCCCAUGUAUUAUUAUAAUAAUGAUUCUUUUAGUGAUCCAGAACUUCUUUGCUACUAGAUUUCUAGGCCAAUUGUCUCUUAAUAAUUAAUAGUAUUUCCUUUUUUUUUUCUUUCCCCCCCUCUUUGGAUACUAGAAAUGCUAGACAACUAUUUUAUUCUUGAGGUUCAAAAGUGCCAAUGAUUUUUGUUGUUGUUGUUUGGUAGUUUAGAAAUUAUUUCUAACCUUUAUGCCCUCAUGGAUCAGAGGGUUUUUAUUUUGGGUAAAUUCUGAACUUGAACCUAGAAAUCGGUUUGUAUUUUUUUAAACUUAGUUAAUAGCCUUGAGGAGGGUGGUGUAUUAAUAUAAAAGGAACCUCUACACAAUUUGGUGUACUGUAGAUUUUAACAAAAGAUGUAAAAUAUUCGGCCUUUUUUUCUCUUUGACUUUGUAUUUUAUUGCAUGUCAUUUCUCUAAUUUUUAACCAAUAAAAAAACCUUGUCCAUUA